Messenger RNA from Corythoichthys intestinalis (scribbled pipefish), 3558 nucleotides. RefSeq names its product vang-like protein 1. Gene Ontology annotation, cellular component: plasma membrane. The transcript is spliced from 8 exons. Gene Ontology annotation, biological process: multicellular organism development. The record is from RefSeq and is a predicted model, not a curated record. Lineage: Eukaryota; Metazoa; Chordata; Actinopteri; Syngnathiformes; Syngnathidae. Bases 316 to 1935 code for a protein of 539 amino acids.
CCGUGUUCGUGUGUGAGCUAGGGGAGAGAGAAGAGAAGCUCGCUUCCACGGUGCCUUCCGCUGCCGUCCGCCUCUCGUCUGCACAAUGGCCGCUCUCGCUCCUAUUAGGGCAGCCACAUUUGCCUCUCCGCGCGAGGAACGAUGAGGAAGAAAGGUCAGUGCGGUUGCCAAAGAACUUGUCCAAGGUUGUAGCCAGCGGUCGUGGAUUCCUAGGGUCUUUUAUAGGCCUGUUUCCAUAGCGACCACCCCAGUCCUCCUGAGGACAUUUCAUCGCCUUCCGCAGCAACAAGAAAGGAACCCGCCAACGCAAGCCGAAUGGACACCGAGUCCACCCACUCGGGCUACUCUAGCCGCUCGGGGAGGUCAAACCGGCAUGGCGAGCGAGGUCGCGAACGUCACAAGGCCAGUGGCAGUAAAGAUAGCAGUCGCUCAGAGAGAUCUGUCAUCAUUAAUCCCCCGGAGACGUCGUCCCAGGAUUCGCCUGUGCACAAUGGCGAGCCGCUGCCCGGAGAGGCCUCGCCGGGGGCCGAUCCGCCCGACGAAGCACAGGACGACAACUGGGGCGAAACCACUACGGCGGUGACGGGCACAUCGGAGCUGAGCAUUUCUCAGGAGGAAGUGGUGGGCUUGGGCAAGGGGCUCCAGGAUCGCGCCCGAGGCUUCCGCCGUUACCUGCCGCUAGCGGCGGGCCUGUGCGGGGGCGUGAUGGUUCUGGCCACCCCGCUGGUCUUCCUUCUCCUGCCUGUGGUUAUGUGGCCGGAAAGGCUGCAGCCUUGCGGCGCCGCCUGCGAGGGUCUCUUCCUGUCGCUCUCCUUCAAGCUGCUGAUGCUCCUAACGGCCAUCUGGGCGCUAUUCCUGCGGCCGGCCCGCGCCAGCCUGCCCAGGGUGUGCGCGUGCCGGGCCUUCCUCUCUACUCUAACGCUACUGCUGGCCAUGUCCUACUGGCUCUUCUACGGCGUCCGGAUCCUGGACGCGCAGGACGAGGACUACCACGGCGUGGUUCAGUUCGCCGUGUCACUGGUGGACUCGCAGCUCUUUGUCCACUACCUGGCGGUGGUGCUGCUUGAGCUGCGUCACUUGCGACCAUGCUACAACAUAUGCGUCAUUCGCUCCACUGACGGAGAGACGAGACACUACAACAUCGGACAGCUCAGCAUUCAGAACGCAGCUCUAACUGUCUUGGAGUAUUACUACCGAGAUUUCCCGCUGCACAACCCAGCGCUCCUGUCGGCCACCAAGCACCGCGCUGCCAAGCACCCGGCCGGAUUCAAAGUUUACAACGUCGACGCUCCGGGGAGCGUGGCAGGUGCACCAGCCGCCAACGGGAGCCAGUCCCAGGCCGCCGUCGCAGCCGCCCAAAAACGGAAAGACAGCGCCCACAACGAGCUGUACUACGAGGAGGCGGACUACGAAAGGCGAGUCCGUAAACGCAAAGCCAGAUUAGUGGUGGCAGUGGAAGAGGCUUUUACGCAUGUGCGUCGCAUGAAGAAGGAGGAUGAGCGUGCGUCCCCUUCGGACAUCAUGGACGUGCGUGAGGCCGCGCUAGCCGUUUUCCCCUCCAUGGCACGUGCCCUGCAGAAGUACCUCCGCACCACCAGGAGGCAGCAGUGCCACAGCAUGGAGAGUAUCCAGAAGCACUUGGCUUUCUGUCUCAUUAAUAACAUGAGCCCCAAGGCCUUCCUGGAGACAUACCUGUCCCCGGGCCCCACCCUGCAGUACGGCCCCGAGCGCUGGCUGGCCGACCAGUGGACACUCGUAAGCGAGGCGUCGGUCACCAGCGGCGUCAAGGAUGGCGCCGACUUUACGCUCCGCUGCCUUGAUUUUAACCUAGCCGUCACCGUCAAGAGCAUCCCGUACAUCCGGGUCAGCGAAUCCUACGUCGACCCCAAAUCGCACAAGUUUGUUCUUCUGCUCCAGUCGGAAACUUCAGUUUAACAACAUUUAGAUUUGUGGUUUUUGCUUACAGAAGAUGACCUGGAUAUCCUUUUUGGAUUAAAAAAAAAAGAAAGGACCCAUUAUUGUGUAUGCAUGUGGAACAGUAUGUGACUUUUUAAGAUGCACAAAUGCGUUUUGGAAAAGACGUUUGCCAUAAGCGUGGCCAGAAAAAUAACAAAAACUUGACUGCUAGUUUUGAAUUAGCCUACAAUGUACAGUAUUUAUAAGUCAAUGUGCAUUAUUCCCUGCAUAAUUUUUAUAUUAAAAUUGUGUAUUGCUUGGACUUUUAAUCUUUUGUUUUUUACUUUGUGCGAACAACAUUGUGGAUAUGACUUCAACCAUUGCCAUCAGCACAAAGUUGAUGUUUCAUUUUUCUGAGUGUAACGUAUAGGUCUUUUUUAAUAUCUUCAAAAGUAUUACAAAACUUCUCAAAAGCAUGAGACUUGGCAUAUUAUAUAUGAACAUUACGUGAUUACAGGGAGCAGUUUUAAAAACAAAAAAAGUUUAAAAAAUAUUGGGUGACAUAAGCUAUGGAUUUUAUUCACUUGUGUUGGGAUCUGAGUAGUAGUCAGGAUGAUUGUUUUACUACUGCCACCUAUUGAUCACUUGACUAACUGCACAUGUCAAAACUGCAUUUUAGAUUUAAUAUUGGCAUUUCAUAAUUAUGUACUGAUGUCACUGAUGUAGUUUAGAGUUUCAUAAUGUCUGUACAUACAUUGUCUUGACAUAUAAGUGUAUUUGUGUUUUUUGUACUACUGAACAUUUGGUCACAGGAGCUGUGUCCAAUUGGCAUUUGUUUAAAAAAAAAAAAAAAAAAAAAGUAAAUAAAAUGCAUUUGUACUGAAUUUUAAAUCAUUACAUUACCACUAACAAUUAUUUUGGUGGUCGAUCAAUCGUAGAUUAUUGUUGUUUCAGUUUUAUCUUAACAUCCUGUAUGUUUUGGAUCAUUUCAGGGUUAAUUCCUGUUGAUUUUUGGGGCGUUUUGGGUCACUUCCUGUUGAUUUUUGGGCGUUUAAAGGUCACUUCCUGUUGGUUUUGUGGCAUUUCCAGGUCACUUCCAGAUCAAUUUUUCGUGUAUUAUUGGGUAUUUUUAUUCCGGUUGAAUUUCCGGGCCACUUUCUGUUGAUAUUUGGUCACUUCCUCUUAAUUUGGGGGCAUUUUUGGAUCACUUCCUGUUCAAAUCAGGUCACUUCCUGUUGAUUUUUAGGCAUAUCUAUUUCCCUUGUGUAUUUUAGGGCAAUUCAAGGAUCAUAAGCCUAUAACACUAGCAACUAAAUUAAUCUAUUCACUCAUUAAUUUUCCAAGCUGCUUAUCCUCAAAAGAGUCGCAGGGGUGCUGGAGCCUAUCUCCGCUAACUAUUAGCUGUAAACCAUUUACUAAAUACGAGGAGACAAACAACAAUUCACGCACACACUCAAACCUCGGACGAUUUGGAAUGUUCAAACAGCCUACAGUGCAUUUUCAUCAUGGGAUGUGCGAUUACACGAGAGUACCCGGAGAAAACCCACCCAAGGCAUGGGGGAAUAGCGUACCGCACCAAUGCUAUUUUUAGACCAUGACGUCGCCAUCGUAACCCAGAAGUGGGUCAACAUUGACGCCCUCUUAUACAACUCAUGUUAUUAU